AAUAUAUUCUCUGUUGACUGUUCUACAUUCUAUGGUUUAGAUUACAUCACUGCUAGGGUAUAAUUCCUAAUUCAACUUUUCAGAUUUCCGAAUACCUAGGUACUUAGCAUCUACUGUAUUCAAAUUAAUACGAGAAAAUGAGUGCCUGGAGACAAGCCGGUUUAAAUUAUAUUAACUACUCCAACGUAGCUGCCAAGAUUUUAAGGAGAUCUUUGAAACCAGAAUUCCGGACUGAAGCAUUGCGACGUGAUGAAUCCCACGUUCGGAUUACACCAUGGGCAAAUGGAAAACCAGCUCAUGAGAAAGACUAAACGCGAUUUACAUAAUACAUAGAUCUUCAGCAGACUGCACCUAAGUAGGAACUUGAAAAUAAAGCAAUAACUAGUAAAUUAAAUUAAAAUAUUUAUGUAAUUUAAACAUUAUGAGUUCAUAAUUCCAUAUUGAUUAAUAAAUCUGUAAUCAUGUG
Leptidea sinapis is the source of this 466-nucleotide messenger RNA. RefSeq names its product protein stunted-like (gene sun). The record is from RefSeq and is a predicted model, not a curated record. The coding region runs from base 138 to 311 and encodes 57 amino acids. Gene Ontology annotation, molecular function: proton-transporting ATP synthase activity, rotational mechanism. The transcript has 4 exons. Lineage: Eukaryota; Metazoa; Arthropoda; Insecta; Lepidoptera; Pieridae. Gene Ontology annotation, cellular component: mitochondrial inner membrane. Gene Ontology annotation, biological process: proton motive force-driven mitochondrial ATP synthesis.